Molecule: messenger RNA, 2774 nt
Organism: Paralichthys olivaceus (Japanese flounder)
Lineage: Eukaryota; Metazoa; Chordata; Actinopteri; Pleuronectiformes; Paralichthyidae
Source: RefSeq, a predicted model, not a curated record
UGUGUCUUCCUCAGGGAACAGGUUCUCCCUCACCUCCUUUGGAGCUCUUUACAUCUCUGAUGUUCAGAAGGAGGACGCCCUCUCCACAUACCGGUGCAUCACCAAGCAUAAGUACAGCGGCGAGACGCGGCAAAGCAAUGGAGCCAGGCUCUCCGUAAUGGACCCCAACGAGUCCUCGCCCACCAUCCUGGACAGCUUCCAAGCAGGGGAGGUGCAGGCAGGCCAGAGCAUCGAGCUCCCCUGCACCGCAGGAGGUUACCCCAGCCCCACAGUACGCUGGCUGAAAGACGGUCGCCCGUUGCCCUCAGAUGCCCGCUGGACACGGCGUUUGACAGGGCUGACCAUAAGUGACCUGAGGCAGGAGGACAGCGGCAGCUAUGCCUGCGAGGUCACCAACAGUUUUGGCUCAAAGGAGGUGUCUGGACAGCUUCACGUUAUAGAUCCACUACGUGUGACCUUAUCGCCUAAGAACCUGAAAACAGGCAUCAGCAGCACCCUGUUCUUCACCUGCACUGUGGAGGGCUCUCCAGAAUACACCAUCACCUGGUACAGGAAUACAGAGCCCAUUGUCCCCGACCAGCACAUCUCCAUCCAGGGGCAACACAACGACACGCUGCAGAUCACUGCGGCACAGAAGUUCCACUCCGGGGCCUACCAGUGCUUCGCCUCCCGAAAGGGCCACACUGCUCAGGACUUUUCCAUUAUUCUGCUAGAGGAUGGUACUCCUCGUAUCGUGUCUUCCUUCAGUGAGCGGGUGGUGAACCCCGGUGAGCCUUUCUCCCUCAUGUGCGCGGCCAAAGGAGCCCCGCCCCCGUCGAUCACCUGGACGCUGGACGACGAGCCUGUGGUACGGGACUCCACCUACAAGACCAGCCAGUACACCCUGUCGGACGGCCUGACCGUGUCGCACGUCAACGUCAGCAGCCCGCUCAUUCGGGAUGGGGGAGUGUAUCGUUGCGUCGCACGCAACUCGGCCGGUAGCGCCGAGUACCAAGCGCGCAUAAACGUAAGAGGUCCACCUCGAAUCAGACCCAUGCGGGACAUCACCGCAGUGGCGGGCAGGAACACCUACAUAACGUGCCGCGUGAUUGGCUACCCGUAUUACUCCAUCAAGUGGCUGAAGGACGGCAUGCAGCUGCCCGAUAAUCACCGUCAAGUGGUGUUCGAGAACGGCACCCUGAGGCUGACGGACGUGCAGAAGGGCGCCGACGAGGGCACCUACUUGUGCAGCGUCCUGAUCCAGCCCCAGGUGUCGAUCAACCAGACCGUCCACGUAACUGUCAAAGUACCGCCGCUCAUCCAGCCCUUUGAUAUCCCCUCUACCUCAGUGGGGAAGCUCAUGUACAUUGCCUGCGUGGUGUCAUCUGGGGACAUGCCCAUACGCAUCGCCUGGCACAAAGAUGGCCAGCUCAUCGUGCCAGGCUCCGCCUCUGGCGUCGGAAUCGAGACCAAAGAGUUCAUGAGCUCCCUCCAAAUCUCCAAGGUGACACUGAAGCACAACGGAAAUUACACCUGCAUCGCCAGCAAUGCCGCUGCCACCGUCAGCUGGGAGAGACAGUUGAUUGUUACCGUUCCACCACGGUUUACAGUGCAGCCCAACAACCAGGACUGUAUCUACGGUAAAGCUGGAGUUCUCAACUGCUCUGUGGAAGGUUAUCCACCCCCGAAAGUCAUGUGGAAACAUGCCAAAGGUGUGGGAAACCCUCAGCAGUACCACCCAGUCCCUCUAACCGGCCGAAUCCAGAUCAUGUCGAACGGCUCUCUGCUCAUCCGACAUGUUCUCGAGGAUGACCGGGGGUACUACCUCUGUCAGGCCUCCAAUGGAGUGGGCUCAGACAUCAGUAAGAGCAUGAUCCUCACUGUCAAGAUUCCUGCCAUGAUCACCAGCCACCCCAACACCACCAUGGCAAGGAAAGGCCAGACCAAGGAGCUGAACUGCACAGCGCGGGGAGAGCAGCCCAUCAUCAUCCGCUGGGAGAGAGGGGACACCGUCAUCGACGCAGAGAGGAACCCACGUUACUCCAUCACCAUCAACAAGAAAGGGGACGAAGUUAUCUCCACCCUAAAGCUGAACCCAGCCGAACGAGGAGAUUCUGUCUUCUUCUCCUGUCAUGCCAUCAACUCCUAUGGAGAGGGUCGAGGUCUUAUCCAGCUCACUGUGCAAGAACCACCAGAUCCCCCGGAGCUGGAAGUGAGGGAAGUGAAGGACAGGAGCAUGAACCUGCGCUGGAUCCAAAGGUUUGAUGGAAACAGCAUAAUCACCAGCUAUGACAUUGAGUACAAGAACAAGUCAGACUCCUGGGAUCACAUGUACACAACCAGGAACAUCUCACCCACCAACAACCAGGCCAACAUCGUAGAGCUGCACCCGGCCUGUGUUUACAGCAUCCGCAUGUACUCCUACAACAAGAUUGGCCGCAGCCUUCCCAGCAAAGAGCUCACGAUUAGUACUGAAGAAGCACCACCAGAUGGGCCGCCAAUGGAUGUAAUCCUCCAACCGAUGACAUCCCAGAGCAUACGGGUUACAUGGAGGGCCCCAAAAAAGGAGCUGCAGAACGGGGUGAUCCGAGGUUACCAGAUCGGUUACAGAGAGAACGGUCCAGGCAGCAACGGACAGUACAGCAUCGUGGAGAUGAAAGCUACAGGGGACAGUGAAGUGUACACCUUGGACAACCUUAAGAAGUUUGCCCAGUACGGGGUUGUGGUCCAGGCCUUCAACAGAGCAGGGACAGGCCCAUCCAGUACUGAGAUCAAUGCGACUACGCUGGAAGACG